UGCAUAAUUUCGAGUUUCGACAAUCCGAACUGGCUGCCAAAAAACCAAGUAGACAACGAAGCCAGCACAUCCGACAUUGUUGAACCGUAGAUUUGGGCUAAUUUCACAUAGUUUUACGUUAAUUUUUAAUUUUUUACUUUUCGUUCGCGAUCUGCCAAAGAAUGAUCCGAUUCAUACUUCUUCAGAACAGACAAGGCAAGACUCGUCUGGCCAAGUACUACGUUCCUCUCGAGGAUUCAGAGAAGCACAAGGUCGAAUACGAGGUUCAUCGGCUUGUGGUGAACAGAGAUUCCAAGUUCACGAAUUUCGUUGAGUUUCGUACACACAAGGUAAUCUAUAGGCGGUAUGCUGGAUUGUUCUUUUCCCUCUGCGUUGACAUAACAGAUAAUGAAUUGGCUUAUUUGGAGAGCAUCCAUCUAUUUGUGGAGAUAUUGGAUCAUUUUUUCAGCAAUGUGUGCGAGCUAGAUUUGGUGUUCAAUUUCCACAAGGUCUAUUUGAUACUUGAUGAAUUCAUUCUCGCUGGGGAGCUCCAAGAAACAAGCAAAAAGGCAAUCAUAGAGAGAAUGGGAGAACUGGAGAAGCUGGAGUGAACAGUUAUGUUUAGUACAGCAUGUCUGAAUACAUCUUAGAUUCUGAGCAUUACUACUGUCUACUCCCCCAAGCCCUUCCCAUUUUGUGGGUUUUUUUUUCUUUUUUUUUCCCCCUUUAAGUAUUUUAAUUCUGUACUCUACUGUUGCUACUAAUUCUUCCCUCGUAAUAUCUUCAAUUGAAUUUGUCAAUGCUCAUCCUCGACAACCAAAACAAUUGAGGUCUCA
Molecule: messenger RNA, 815 nt
Organism: Tripterygium wilfordii
Lineage: Eukaryota; Viridiplantae; Streptophyta; Magnoliopsida; Celastrales; Celastraceae
Product: AP-2 complex subunit sigma
Exons: 6
Coding region: 162-590 (142 amino acids)
Biological process (GO): protein transport; clathrin-dependent endocytosis
Cellular component (GO): intracellular membrane-bounded organelle; AP-2 adaptor complex
Molecular function (GO): clathrin-cargo adaptor activity
Source: RefSeq, a predicted model, not a curated record